AUGCCUGCCAAUGCUGCGUGGAACUGGAUCAGCCCUGACACCCAAUUCGAGUUUUUCGAUGGCCAGAAUGGCCAAAACGACGUUGCGAUUGAGCUGGCCGAGGGACAACCACUACCUGACCGCACAAUUAUGCCCGACAUCAAUAAUGUGGUCGUUGGGGACUGGUCACACGGCACAAUUUUUUUCAGCAGCGCUUUUCGAUGUGAUGAUGGAGAAAUUUUUCAACGUGACGUUGGGUUCACGGGUUUGUCGGUGGAGAUUGAAGGUAAACUGCACCACCACGUGGAGGCUGCGAACGGUGACUCUGGCGCCAUGCUGUAUCGCUACGUUGGAGAUACUGGCGAGCUAAUUCCAGUCGGUGUUAUCACGGGAAAAUGGGAGGGUCCUGCUUUCAGUAAAAACCCUUGA
Molecule: messenger RNA, 408 nt
Organism: Phytophthora sojae
Lineage: Eukaryota; Oomycota; Peronosporomycetes; Peronosporales; Peronosporaceae
Exons: 2
Coding region: 1-408 (135 amino acids)
Source: RefSeq, a predicted model, not a curated record